This is a messenger RNA of Rotaria sp. Silwood2, 402 nucleotides long. The record is from the annotation of a GenBank genome assembly. NCBI's taxonomy places the organism in Eukaryota, Metazoa, Rotifera, Eurotatoria, Philodinida, Philodinidae.
AUGCCAUACUCUCGAUCUCGCUCUCGUUCACCGAUGACAUCAUCCUAUCGUCAUGAACGAUCAUAUUCACCAUACAAUAAUGAUGGUUAUGAAGAAAAUGGUUGUCGUAUUCAUGUUGCAGACCUUUCAAUAAAUUGUACAAAACGUGAAAUUGAAAAAGCAUUUAAUAAAUGGCCUUUAAUUGAAGUAUGGCAUGCACAAGCAUCAUGUUUUGCUUUUGUGGUUUUGCGUCAGCGCGAAGAUGGGCAACAAGCCAUCAGCGAACUUGACGGCCGAUAUAUUGGUGAUGCACGAGUUCGAGUUUCAUCAGCUCGACCACGUACACGUGGUGGUGGUGGUGGACGAAGACAUUUUGAUCCAAAUAUGUAUGUAGAUAUGAAAAUCUCCAUUAAUUUUAAAUAG